AUGUCAACACGCGGCGAGCCAGGCAAUCUUGCGGGAUCCAGGGCUCAAGACCGGCCAAGUCAGGACGACCCGGUGCUACACGCUGCAGUGUCCAACUUCGGCUCCAGUGCAUCUAUCUCGUGCACGUGUAAGGCUUCCGUCAGCAAGGCCGAUCUUCUGCCCUUGGAGUCAGACGAGACUUUAUUGUCCAUUUACACAAAUCAGCUCGCGUCACAUUUCCCGUUUGUUGUGAUUCCUACCGGGACGACGGCAAAACAACUCCGUGAAACUCGACCGUUUCUCAUGCAGGUCAUUGGCAUGGUGGCUUCGGUCCGGUAUUUGCAUUCCAUGCGGGGACAAAGUCGCGCCGUCCUCAAGCAUAUCCACGACGUGAUGCUGAUGAGAUCCGAGCGGUCCUUGGACCUUCUCCAGGGCAUCUUAAUCUUCCUGGGGUUUUACCACUAUUUCUGUAUGAGUCAUGCCCAUUAUAAUAAUCUCGCCCAGCUGGCAGUCGGCCUGGUGGGAGACAUGGAUCUGAACACAUGCCCCAACUUGAAGGCUCGGGAGGAGCACCAUCGCCUGACUCUCGCGCGCGCCGAGGAACCGCGACCGAGAACGAAUGAAGAACGGAGAGCCCUUCUGGGCGUCUGGUACAUGGCUUCAAACGCCGCGCUCGUCGUCAAGCAAUUGGGACCUGCGAGAUAUACACGGUACCUAGACCAAUGUCUGCAGGAACUUGAGAGCGCUGCUGAAUACGAGACCGACCAGCUCGCCGGACAGCUGGUUCGUGUGCAACAUCUCACUGAGCAGAUCUUCCAUUUCCACACGGGGGAUCAGCUCGUCAAUGAACUGCCGGCAAUUCCGAAAGCUGCGGCCGCGGAGUAUCUAGACGCAUUCCAGGCAGAGCUGGAUAGGCUUCGGAACGACCUCCGUCCUAAUCUCAAGACACACCCACUACUAUCUUGCCAUUAUAACAGUGCUUCAUUGCGCAUCUUCGCGCCUCUUCUUGCUGAUGCCCACCUCGCCGACGCCGUGCCUCAGCCCUUUACCUCGCUCUUCCACUCGGGCUUGUGGGCCCCCGAUAUCUUUUCACGGUUCACGGCCGCGCUCAAGGCGUGGUUCAACCACUGGCUCACGGUGCCUGUCUGCUCCUACUUCUACCUGCCCCAGCCGGCCUCCUCUCAGCUCAUCUACGCCUCCAGGAACCUCGUCGAGUGGGUGAGACUGUGUGGGCCGGCCGCGGUUAGAUUCUCCAGUACUGGCACCGCGGGCGCCUCCUUGUCUCGGAAAGAAGCCACCACGCUGCUGCAGCCUUUGCCGUCAUUCAUCGGCGUCCCGCCGUGCCCGGAGCUGGUCGCCCCUCAACCUCCCGCGUCGGCCUCAGACUCCAGUUGCUAUGCCCAGACGAUACUCAACUUGCUGCGGAGUGAAGUCUUUGCGCAGCCCCAGCUCCGCGUGGACGCCCUGGGCAUCGCCGAGGCCAUGGCUGGUCGGUUCGAGUCUGCCAAGAACGAGAUGGCCGCGGCACACGGCGGGGUGUGGGAGAACGACCUGUGGGACGCCGCCGCGCAGCAAAUGCGGAUGAAGAAAGCCAGGGUCGAGAAGUGGUGCGAGAGUGCUGGCGCCGCGGGGAUCGACGGGGAGAACCAGCCGCUGGCCAUCCCUCUCGACCACGGCGAGGCGACGCCUGCCUGGUGGAGUAGUGACAAGUCCGAGUCACACGGUGGCCAGGACCACUGGCAGUGGGCGAGUGACGCGUUUGAUGGGAUGGACGAUACGGCAUUCAUUGAAAUCUCCGGGACCUGGUCUACGGAUAGGGUCGGUGACAUGGUACCGACGGGUAGGUUGAGCCCUCAGACUCGGUGA
Molecule: messenger RNA, 1845 nt
Organism: Cladophialophora immunda
Lineage: Eukaryota; Fungi; Ascomycota; Eurotiomycetes; Chaetothyriales; Herpotrichiellaceae
Exons: 3
Coding region: 1-1845 (614 amino acids)
Biological process (GO): regulation of DNA-templated transcription
Cellular component (GO): nucleus
Molecular function (GO): DNA-binding transcription factor activity, RNA polymerase II-specific; transcription cis-regulatory region binding
Source: RefSeq, a predicted model, not a curated record